Messenger RNA from Patiria miniata (bat star), 1772 nucleotides. RefSeq lists its product as uncharacterized. The record is from RefSeq and is a predicted model, not a curated record. The transcript is spliced from 2 exons. The coding region runs from base 495 to 1460 and encodes 321 amino acids. NCBI's taxonomy places the organism in Eukaryota, Metazoa, Echinodermata, Asteroidea, Valvatida, Asterinidae.
GCCUGGUGCUGAAUAGAGGGUCAUUGAUCGGGGUACGGUGAAAGCACGAAGAAAGAGCGGAGAGAGAGUGCACUCAAAUGAAAUCUAGUCAGUCUGCCUACAGACGAGUCUGAGUAGACACAUGAACAAACAUUCAAUCUUGUUGUUAGUCGGUUAUGAGUUUGUUUACAAAUACACAAAUCUGUUGCCAGUUAUUACACGAGGAAUGUUUAUUCUUUCGAUUCAGAUAAAUAUUUAAUAUCACCGAAGCUUGGAAGCUAAAGUGCCAGCAUAAUUAUGUGGAUGGACUGCACGCACAUAUGAUGUAGUGGUGACCUUCCACCGAUUCUCUAAACGGAACUAAAUGAUAAACUACAGAUUGUAAUGCAAGAUCACGGAGAUCGGGUUUGAACGACACACCAAGAACAAAACUCAUUUGUCGGGAAGUUUGUGGACUCUGUAUCGCCUCCUCCAUGCCGUCUGUGUGAAGCCACGCCCAUCACAUCGCACCCAAGAUGACAACAUCCAAGAAACCAUCUAGUGCGCCUGCGCGGAUCUCGGCCAAGGAUGAUAUCUGGAAGGACAUCCACGACUGGGCCAAGCCUAGUGGGUCACGUGGGGAGGAGGGGGAGGGGCAUGAAGGCGAGGGGACGGCUAUGAUUGGCUCCCAACUCAAGGAUAACGUGACUGAGCAACGAAUGCUGGAAGGAAGGCUCAUGGAUCUGUCUAAGGAGAGAUACAAGUUUAUCGUUCAGGUGGCGUGGCAAAGAAAGGCCUUCGUAGAUCGACAGAAGGCCAAGACAGGAGUGAUGAAAGACUUAUUGAAUGGGAUCGACACGUCCCAAGUAGCCAGCGGUAAAGGGACGAACUAUAACGCCCGUAUGCAUGUACGACAUGAUACCUACAAAAACCUCGCGCUUAAAACUUACGCUGAGGGACACAAAAGUAACUACUCAACAUCGCCUCAGACUCAGAAGGCGGAGUAUUCCGAAGACGGUUUACUGGAGAUGAAACCAAUCUUCCCUAAUCCUACUCAUCCCAUAUUCAAGACAGAAAUCCCUUCAUCAUCAGGCAGUCAACGGUUCAACCAAGCACGACACAUGAUGCUGGACCGACGGAAAGCUGGCGGUGUUAGCUUCCCGUCCCUCGAUGCAAACACCGGUGGCGGAGGAAGUCGUGUGCCGGUCCGUGGUACGCGAAGCCAUGGAUUGAUUACGCAACGUCAAAGUAUGCCGGCCACUUUCCUCCGCAGAGAUGUUCACAAGAUGACUGCGCAACUAGGAGACUUACGAGAGACCAAAUCAGCGAGUUGUAUACCCAAGUAUCUUAAAUACAGAGCCGUGUAUGACGGUCGGUUUAACCGACUAGAGAAGGUGCUGUGUAAGCCAUACACGGGAGCUGAGAUGGAUAGUAUGAGGAGUCUAUUGAGGACCUUACCCCCUGCUCCCUCGACCUCCCCAGCACCUGCUGGCGAAACAUAAAUCAGGGAGGGGUGCUUAAACACAUGGAGUGAAGGGUGCUUAAACACAUGGAAUGAAGCAGGGUAUUUGUUUUCAGGAAUUAAUGGAAUAGCUAUCAACAAAUACAUGUAAUGACAUGCAGUUAACAUACAUAUAAUUGCCGAAUUUAUUAGGUCUCUUCAGAGGGAAAUUACAUCACAUCAGCUUUUAAUAUUAAAAUAGACACUGAAAUAUGGUAGCUCUAUUGGACCCUAACAGUCCUGAAUCUUUUACUUUUUAAUUGUAUGUUAGUCUUGGACACCUUGCAGUGGUCAGCUUAGACGCAGUAAUAUU